Molecule: messenger RNA, 1193 nt
Organism: Eremomyces bilateralis CBS 781.70
Lineage: Eukaryota; Fungi; Ascomycota; Dothideomycetes; Eremomycetales; Eremomycetaceae
Product: Isocitrate/isopropylmalate dehydrogenase
Exons: 3
Coding region: 42-1139 (365 amino acids)
Biological process (GO): tricarboxylic acid cycle; isocitrate metabolic process
Cellular component (GO): mitochondrion
Molecular function (GO): NAD binding; isocitrate dehydrogenase (NAD+) activity; magnesium ion binding
Source: RefSeq, a predicted model, not a curated record
CGCAAUUCCCAUCCCAUCUCUUUCAGGCGGCAUAAGGAGAUAUGGUUUUAAAAACACUUCGAAUCGGCCUAAUCCCCGGCGAUGGCAUCGGCAGGGAGGUCAUACCAGCCGCACGCCGAGUCCUGGAGGCGUUGCCGGCAUCGCUGAAGCUCAAGUUCGAGUUCACCCACUUGGAUGCCGGUUUCGAGACCUUCCAGAAGACUGGAGCGGCUCUGCCUGACCGGACGGUCGAAGUGUUGAAGAAAGAAUGCGAUGGAGCCAUGUUCGGCGCUGUCAGUUCACCAAGCGUCAAGACUGCAGGAUACUCGUCUCCGAUUGUCGCUCUGCGGAAGCGUAUGAACCUCCAUGCCAAUGUCCGCCCAGUCAAAUCCACCCUCUCCCGAUCCGCCACGACUGCGCACCUUAAGCCCAUCGAUCUCGUCAUCGUCCGCGAAAACACCGAAGAUCUCUAUGUCAAGGAGGAGAGGACCUAUGAUACUCCGGAUGGGCCGGUUGCCGAAGCCAUCAAACGGAUAUCAACCAAAGCGAGCCGAAAGAUCGCGACAACCGCCGGGGAGAUCGCAUUGCGACGACAGAGAAUCCGUGAUUCCACCGGGGUGAAACCCAAUGAAGGGCAGACCGCACCGCGUGUGACCAUCACCCACAAGAGCAACGUGCUGAGCCAAAGCGACGGACUCUUCCGAGAAUGCGCGCAGGCAGUGCUGAAGCAGGACCAGUUCAAGAGCCUCAUUGUCGACGAACAGAUUGUGGACUCGAUGGUCUACAAGCUGUUCCAGGUGCCCGAAUCCUACGAUGUCAUCGUUGCACCGAAUCUGUACGGUGACAUCCUCUCCGAUGGGGCGGCGGCGCUGGUUGGGAGCUUGGGUCUGGUGCCCUCGGCGAAUGUCGGAAGCGACUUCGUCAUCGGCGAGCCGUGUCACGGUUCGGCACCGGAUAUUGAAGGGAAAGGGAUCGCCAAUCCCAUUGCUAGCAUCCGAAGCGCUGCUUUGUUGUUGGAGUUCCUUGGGGAAGAGCAGGCGGCUGCGGCGGUGCACCAGGCCGUCGACGCAUGUCUGGAAGAAGGCCUCAUCAUCACUCCCGACCUUGGAGGGAAGAGCAGCACGGAAGAGGUGCUGUUGGACGUUUUGAAGAGGAUGUAAAUAAGACGAUUAUUCAAAGUAUCUUGCCUUGUGGCAGGUCUUGUUGGACAUCUG